AUGUUCAAUGCCAAACGUAUCGCCUUUCAAUUCAUUGCUCCAGAACAACAAGAAGGUGUUGGAGCCACUGUACGACGCUCCUUGGGCUCCCAAUAUCUUCGUCAUCUCGACCCUUUUCUCAUGUUGGACGAGUUUAGCGUUGGCUUACCCGGAGGUUUUCCUGACCAUCCCCAUCGAGGAUUCGAGACUGUGACGUACAUGUUGCCAACAUCUAAAGGUUGUAUGCACCAUGAGGACUUUUUAGGCAACAAGGGGGAGCUCCGACCGGGAGAUUUGCAGUGGAUGACACCGGGAAAAGGCAUUUUACAUGCUGAAAUGCCUGUAAAUGAGGAAAAAGCUCAUGGUUUACAGCUGUGGAUUAAUUUACCAAAGGCAAAGAAAAUCAUGGAGCCACGAUACCAGGAGAUCAGUCGAGAUUCAGUACCCCACGUGUGGGAUGACACUAAGAAGGUCAAAGCCAUUGUAUUUGCUGGAGAGGUCUUUGGACAGAAAGGGCCAAUUGAGACGGAAGUACCUGUGACGUACAUUCAUUUCGUCAUGAAACAAGGGGCAAAGCUGGAAUACAAGGUCCCGGAUGGUCAUAAUGUCUUCGUGUACACACUCACCGGUACUGGAAAGUGUGCAGGUGACAACAUUGAGGCACAUCAUGCUAUCGUCCUGGAGCACGAAGGAAAUGGUGUGCAUGUGACGACGGAUGAUCAAGAUGGUCUGGAGUUUAUUGUUAUCAGUGGUCAACCUCUGAAUGAGCCGGUAGUGCAGCACGGCCCUUUUGUCAUGAAUUCGGAGGCUGAGAUCCAGCAGACUAUUCGCGACUACCAAAGCGGAAGGAACGGCUUUGAAAAUGCGCCAAAGUGGACAUCGGAGAUCGGCAGUCGCCGCUAA
Molecule: messenger RNA, 882 nt
Organism: Peronospora farinosa
Lineage: Eukaryota; Oomycota; Peronosporomycetes; Peronosporales; Peronosporaceae
Source: the annotation of a GenBank genome assembly